AGAUAAAGAAAAGUGUGUUUACUUACAACAACAUAACCAUGAAAACAAUCAGCCUUUUAGUUGUCAAACUCAUUGUUUGGUUCUUGCUUCUUGGAAGUGUUUUAUCUAAUGAUUAUAAAACUUUUAAGAAACUUGUGUUGCCUCCAAGUGUCACAGGUCCUGAAUCUGCUGCUUUCGACCGUGCUGGUGAAGGUCCAUACGUGACAGUCGCGGACGGUAGGAUCCUAAAAUGGAAAGGUCCCGCCAUUGGGUUCGUUGAUUUCGCUUACAUUUCACCUAACAGGACCAAGAAGUUAUGUGAUGGUACAAAUGAUCUUGAAUUGGGACCAACAUGUGGAAGACCAGUGGCUCUUAGCUUUAACUAUAAAACUAGUGAUCUUUAUAUCACCGAUGCUUUCUUCGGUCUCCUGGUUGUAGGAUUCAAUGGCGGUCUUGCGACUCAACUUUCCGGUGGUUACAAGUACUUAUCAGGCAUUGACGUUGAAUCAUAUACCGGAAAUGUUUAUAUGACUGAUGCUAGCUUGACAGCUGACUCGACUGGAAAACUGUUGAAAUACGAUCCACGAACUCAACGGGUAACUGUUUUGAUGAGUGGGCUUGCAGGGGCAGGUGGUCCAGCGGUUAGUAGUGACCGAAAGUAUGUGUUGGUUCCAGACUUUGUAAACAAGAAAAUUCAAAGAUAUUGGCUGCAGGGACCAAAAAGGGGCACAAAUGAGGUUUUCAUGACCAACUUUGGGAGCCCAAAGAAUAUUAAGAGAGCAGUGAAUGAUGGAGAGUUUUGGGUGGCGGUUGAGAAGCAGGCUCAAGGGCUAAGGAUCAAUGGGUCCGCAAUGGUGCUCCAAACCGUGCCCCUUACCCAAUUCUCAGAUACGACGGUUGGUGUGGUUCAGGAGAUGAACGAUGCGCUUUACGUUGGUUCGAGCCAGACUGAUUUUGUUGGUGUUUACACCAACUAGAAUCUUGUUUCCACCCCAUGGAUGAAAUAAGUACUAUUAAUUUUAUAGGAGGAUGUGAUGGAUAUAUGUUCUCCCACAAUUAAUUAACAGCAAUAGUUAAUUAUAUUGUAUGAAGUUUAAAUAAAAUAAAAUGUGUGUUUAAUUCUGAAGUAUAAUGUAGUGGAAAAGUGAUAGGCACUUGAUAGAAAUUGCACAUUUAUUAGUAUAUU
Messenger RNA from Helianthus annuus (common sunflower), 1165 nucleotides. RefSeq names its product protein STRICTOSIDINE SYNTHASE-LIKE 12. The record is from RefSeq and is a predicted model, not a curated record. NCBI's taxonomy places the organism in Eukaryota, Viridiplantae, Streptophyta, Magnoliopsida, Asterales, Asteraceae. Bases 39 to 956 code for a protein of 305 amino acids. Gene Ontology annotation, biological process: biosynthetic process. Gene Ontology annotation, molecular function: strictosidine synthase activity. The transcript is spliced from 2 exons.